Hyaloscypha bicolor E is the source of this 1249-nucleotide messenger RNA. Its product is annotated as G protein alpha subunit. Gene Ontology annotation, molecular function: G-protein beta/gamma-subunit complex binding; G protein-coupled receptor binding; GTP binding. The transcript has 5 exons. The record is from RefSeq and is a predicted model, not a curated record. Bases 132 to 1193 code for a protein of 353 amino acids. Gene Ontology annotation, biological process: G protein-coupled receptor signaling pathway. Gene Ontology annotation, cellular component: heterotrimeric G-protein complex. Lineage: Eukaryota; Fungi; Ascomycota; Leotiomycetes; Helotiales; Hyaloscyphaceae.
UGGCACCGCCGGGUUUUGAGCUCCUUCCAAAAGCAUAUUCACACACGACAGAAACUUCGCUAUCGUUGCUGAUGCGGCGCCGAUGAGAUUCUUCGUACCCCCAUCGCAACUGCACCACGACCAAAUUCACCAUGUGUUUCGGCGCCCGGGAAGAUGUUGAGGCCAAGAGGAGUCGGGAGAUCGAUGCGCUCAUUCAUCGGGAUGAGAAGGUAAUGCAGAAGGUCGUGAAACUCUUGCUAUUGGGAGCUGGAGAGAGUGGCAAAUCUACGAUACUGAAGCAAAUGCGAUUGAUCUAUACCAAGGAUGGAUUCUCAAAGAACGAGAAGGAGGAAUGGCGGGUCAUCAUCUUCAACAACAUUCUCGAUGGCCUGCGGAUGACGAUCGAUGCUAUGGAGGACUUUCGCAUCCCUUUCGAGUACGAACACACCGCAGCCCAUCUCCCAGUCAUCAUGCAAGAAAAGGACCUUCGGCCGUACGAACCGGUCCCCGUCGAAUAUCUACGAGCUUUUAGGGACAUGUGGAAGGAUCCUGGAAUCCAAAAGGCGAUUGAGAGAGGCAACGAAUUCGCACUACAUGAUAAUUUGAGCUACUUCUUCGGUGAUCUCGACCGAUUGUUUAGCAAAGAGUUCGUUCCUACCGACCAAGAUGUUCUUCGAGCACGCCUCCGUACCACUGGCAUAACUGAAACCGUUUUCGAUUUGGGAUCUUUACAAUAUCGGAUGUUUGAUGUUGGUGGACAACGAUCGGAGAGAAAGAAGUGGAUUCACUGUUUCGAGAAUGUCAACGCUUUGAUGUUCUUGGUAGCAAUCAGUGGAUACGAUCAAUGUUUGGCAGAGGAUAAAGAUGGCAAUCAAAUGCAGGAAGCUCUGAUGUUAUGGGAGUCGAUUGCCAAUUCCCAUUGGUUCAAAAAUUCGGCUCUGAUCCUUUUCCUGAAUAAGAUGGACAUAUUCAAGGUCAAGAUCAAGCAAAGCCCAAUCACCAAAUUCGGCUUCUCCGAUUUCCAUGGCGAUACCGGCAGCGCUGAACAAACAAGCAAAUACUUUAUGGACAAGUUCGUGGCUCUGAAUCGAAGUCCGGGCCGGGAAGUCUACUCGCAUUUCACCAAUGCCACGGAUACCGAUCUUCUGAAAGUCACCAUGUCCUCGGUCCAAGACAUGAUCAUCCAACGAAAUCUCCAGAAACUGAUCCUCUAAUCGACCUUCCGAUGUUACGAAGAUACCAGCCUUACGGAUUGAAUCGAAGAACGGAU